UGUCACUGUGCGCGGCGGAGGGAUACAACAACCAAUGUCAUCGUGGUGCUGAGGCUUUUGCAAACCAAAAAUGUCUGCCUAAGGGAAACUCGUAACUGAUAUAUAUAGAGGAUAUUUCACACAGGUGUUGCCUUUUUAACCCACAUUUCGCUCCUUUGAGGCGUUUUGCAAGAAACCGAGUCUUCACCAGAUCACCCUAGUCGGGAUUUUAAUCGGAAAAAAGAUACAUUACUGCAGCCCUGAGGAGCUGCAUGUCUGUGCCACCCAUGCAUCUCUCUUUUUAAAUCAACGCAAACUAAAGGUUUCUAGAUCGGCAGGAUGAAUCCUCAGCAGCGGAUUGCCGCUCUCGGAACAGACAAGGAAUUGAGUGACCUGCUGGAUUUCAGUGCGAUGUUCUCCCCACCUGUGAGCGGAGCGAAGAACAGGCCCACCACCCUGGGAAGCAGUCAGUUCACUGCAGCAGGUGUGGAUGAGCGGACCAACCAAGCGCCUUGGGCCCCAGGUGGCGAGCCCAGUCCCCCCUACGAGUCCUCCCGGGGUUUCGCCGACAGCCCUCAUUACGGCGAUCAUUUGAGUGACAGUCGAUUAGUGUCCCAUGAAGGAUUGUCCCAAACACCUUUCAUGAACUCCAACAUAAUGGGUAAAUCAGAGAGGGCUCCGUUUCCUGGCUGUGGGAGGAAUCCUGGAGCAUCUGGCGGCCAGUCUUCCUCUGUAAGGUCGGACGUCGGGAUGCCGAGUCCAAGUCCGGUGACUCCGUCAGGGAAGUCUUCUGCUCCUUUCUACUCCUUCGCUGCAGCAAAUCCUAGAAGACGUCCUUUGCAAGAUCCUCCAAUCAGUGAUCCUCUACAAACAAAAAAGGUUCGCAAGGUCCCUCCUGGCCUGCCUUCAUCUGUGUACGCACCAUCUCCAAAUUCAGAAGACUACAACAGAGACUCCCCUUCUUAUUCUUCUCCUAAACCCUCCAGCAGUAUGUUUGCAAGCACUUUCUACGAUGGUACCCACAGUUCGUCUGAUCCUUGGAACUCGUCCAAUGGGAUCAGUCAGCCCAGCUACGCGGGAAUGCUCUCUGGAUCUUCAUCUCACAUGCAACAGUCAGGAAACUACAACAGCAUGCACGCACACGACCGAUUGAAUUACCCCGCACACUCUCCUGACAUCAAUGCCAGUCUUCCUCCCAUGUCCAGCUUCCAUCGAAGCAACAACAGCACUUCACCAUUCAUCACCGCAGCGCAUACCUCGUCUGUUAACACAGGCGAUGGGGUCAUGGUUGCUGCAAAUCGGGGGAACACCACUGGGAGCUCACAGACUGGAGAUGCAUUGGGCAAGGCUUUAGCCUCGAUUUACUCACCUGACCACACUAGCAGUAGUUUUCCCUCCAACCCGUCGACACCUGUGGGUUCUCCUUCACCUCUGACCGCCCCAGUAGGGGCUGCCUCAGCAGGGACCGUGGGGGCCGCUGCUGGCCCCCCGUCUGGAAGGCCAGGUACCAACCAGUGGCCCCGCGCUGGAGGACAGACUCCGUCCUCUCCAAAUUAUGAGAACUCCCUUCACUCCCUGAAAAACAGAGUUCAUCAGCAGUUACAUGAGCAUCUCCAGGAUGCCAUGUCUUUCUUAAAGGAUGUCUGCGAGUCUCGAAUGGAGGAUCGUCUGGACAGACUGGAUGAUGCAAUCCUUGUUCUGAGGAACCAUGCAGUGGGCUCCACCACCAGUCUGCCCAGCGACAUACACAGUCUGCUGGGACAGGCACAAAACGGGCCAAUCGCAGCCCUCGGAGCAAACUUCCCCGCCUCUGCAUUGGCUCCGAGUCGGACAGCAGCGAUGCAGGGUGGUGCCCACGCUGACGAUGCUGCAAGCCUCAACAACAGCCACGGAGGCCUGCCCAGCGCCGGCUCCACAUCCACUGCAGAACUCAAUCACCAAUUGGAAACCUUCAGAGGUCUGGCUUCUGCUCUGGCUGGCCAUCUGCCCGGCUCUCUGGGGCUGAAGCUGGAGAAACAUGACAAAGAUGACAUGAACGAUAACCUUUCCAACGAUGACAAGUCGGAUGAUGAGGGCGACAGAAAAGACAUGAUGACACCCAGAGGAGGCACACGCACGAGUUCGUUCUCACACAGCAUUACUGAGGAUGAGGACCUGAACCCGGAGCAGAAGGCCGAGCGUGAACGCGAGAGGAGGAUGGCUAACAACGCCCGUGAACGCCUAAGGGUGCGAGAUAUCAAUGAAGCCUUUAAAGAGCUCGGUCGCAUGGUCCAGCUGCACCUGAAGAGCGAGAAGCCCCAGACUAAACUGCUCAUCCUCCAUCAGGCUGUGGCUGUCAUACUUAACCUGGAGCAUCAAGUCAGAGAGAGGAAUCUGAACCCCAAAGCAGCCUGCCUUAAGAGGAGGGAGGAGGAGAAAGUGUCCCCGGGCUCCGGAGACCAUCCAGGCCUGGCCGACUCAUCCAACCCCAUGGGCCACCUCUGAGCAGCAGACAGAUCAAAGCGAUCCACAUCAUUUCUGUUCCGUUUGAGUCGGUGACCUUGCUUCUCAAUGACAGAAAGGACUCACAGUUUGUGACACCAAUCGAAGGAGACAGACCACUUGAAGCAAAAAACUACGAGACUAACACAAUCCAGUCCUAGAAGAUUGAAGAAGAGCCAAGCGAAGCGUCCAGCUCCCUGUGACCAGUUUCCAUCUGCAAAUUUCUCCCCACAAAGAAAAAGUCUUCAGCACAUAUCACUGUCUGCAAGAAGUGUUGUUGCUUCUGAACAAUCAGAGACUUCGCAAUCUCCUCCAACCAUACGUGGAAAUUGCCUUGUGCCUAAACUGAAUUGACAAAUGCAUUGUAACAGCAACUUUUUUGUUUGUCUGUUUCUUUUUUUCCUUCUAUUUAUUAUGUUAUUGAACUAUAAAGUGUAUGUCUAAAGGGAAAGUUGAGCAAAUUCAAGAGAAGUAUGCUUUUCAGUUUAUCUAUAGUUUGCCAGUGUCACCAUUAAAACUGAGCACUCCCCCCUGAAGCUAAAUCUCUGGCGAGUCCAAGAUGAGGGGGCGAUAUUUGAGCACUGAGAAAAUUAAUUUAUUGGCCAGAUAGAGUGAUAUUUAUAGCCGACUGUCAAUGAUCACUAGCUUUUAGAAAUAAAGAAACACCUGCCCCAUUAAAAAAAAGAAGAGAGCAUAUAUUAUUUAUAUUUAUAUUUAAUCUAUACUGCCACUGACCACAUCAGUAACCAAAACUCCCGGCUCCCAGUUUAUGUGAUGAGGACCCCGAGAAUAAUUGUAAUGUUAGCAAAAACUAUAUUGUCUAUUCGAGGUGAUAAAUGGCAAACUCUAGGUUUACUGAAAGCUCAGGUGACGUUGUGUGUUUUUCAUCGUAAGGGAGAAGUGAAAUGUUUGCCAACCUUAGCAUUCCCUGCAUAUUUUUUAGUGUCUUAACUAAACGAAAAGAGGAUUUUAUUGCCCUUCCUUUCGCCAUAUAGUGUUAAAUGUAAGCAAUAACAUAUUGUUGCAGAUCCGUCUUGAUUAGGAUGGAUUUAAAGAAUGACGACGACCACACUUUCUCCUGGCCUGAUAAAAACUUCACUUUGUUUUCUCUGUUAAUAUCAAAAGACAUUUUCAAACGCAGUUAUUCUGAGUAAGAUUUUUAGUUAUGCUUAUUUGUGUCGUAACAGGUCAUUUGUUAGGCUUCCAGCAUUAUCACAUCCAGUUCCAGUCCGUUCUAACUUAUUUUCUGCUAUAUUUUUAUCCAAUAUACAAAAACUAACUAGAUAUUUCCUGCAUUGUUGGAAUAUCAAAGAACUGUAGCACAAUAAUGAACAAAACACUUUACAAGAUUUUCUUUUAUGUUUCAAGACAUUCAUGGCUUUCAUUUCCCUAUCAGUGUGCAUGCUUUAUGUUUCUCUUUGGUCUGAAGACUUGCUUUAUAUUCCAUUUAUUGCUUUGUAUAUUGUCUUCUAUCAUUAUAUACACCUUAAACAAGGCUGCCACAUUCAGGAUGAAUAGACUCUACAAAAAAGGGACUACAAUUACAAUAAAGGAUGCCUCACGAACAGUUUACAGUAAAUAUUCAUGAUUUAAAAUUGUUGUUCUGUAAAGAAAGAAAAAAACCCAAACCAAUGUUGUGAAUUUUUGGAUUUGAUAAGGCCUUGUUAUAACUUCAGUAUUCAUGAUGGCAGACUUUGAUUGAGGGUGUAAUGUGUGUCACUUCCUGCUCUUCUUUUAUUUCAUGUGUUCCUAUAUUUCUUUGCUCCUCUGUUUGCCAAGUUAGACUUUGCUGUAUUCCCAGAUGCUUUCCCUUGUAUAAUAUAUGAGAAAAAAGAACAUUUAAAAAAGAAAAAAAACAUUUGGCUUAUUUUUCACUGUAGUUAGUCUUUUAUACAAUAAUACUGUAAGAAUAUUUCUUGAAUUCUAAAUAUUACUCUUUCUAGAUUUUUGAAAGCAAAAGUUUUGAGUAAAAAGUUUCUUACUUUAUUUUACUAUAUUAGAUAGUAAAAUGUAUGGUUAUUUACAAUAGCCUGUCCAUUAUUACAAGAUAUUCAGAAUUGCCAUCUAAAGCGCAAAGCAGAAAUGCUGCUCGUAGUCAAAUACAUCAAAAGACUAUGUACAAGCUCCAAAUUACAAAAAGUACGACCUCAUUCUUAAUUUUCAGUGUCUCGUUGUUGAUUGAUAAAAUAUUGUCAAAUGAAAAGGUAUUGUUGAUGCACAUCGAAAAAACUGCGGCAACGAGGAUUAGAAUUUUCUGUCUUUUCCAACAGAAAAACACAAUGUAUAUAACAUUUAUGUUGCAAUAAAUGUGCCAUCUUUUUUCUAAA
Molecule: messenger RNA, 4787 nt
Organism: Eleginops maclovinus (Patagonian blennie)
Lineage: Eukaryota; Metazoa; Chordata; Actinopteri; Perciformes; Eleginopidae
Gene: tcf12
Product: transcription factor 12
Exons: 22
Coding region: 319-2463 (714 amino acids)
Biological process (GO): regulation of transcription by RNA polymerase II
Cellular component (GO): chromatin; transcription regulator complex
Molecular function (GO): DNA-binding transcription factor activity, RNA polymerase II-specific; protein dimerization activity; RNA polymerase II cis-regulatory region sequence-specific DNA binding
Source: RefSeq, a predicted model, not a curated record